Miniopterus natalensis is the source of this 1073-nucleotide messenger RNA. NCBI's taxonomy places the organism in Eukaryota, Metazoa, Chordata, Mammalia, Chiroptera, Miniopteridae. The record is from RefSeq and is a predicted model, not a curated record.
GAUGGCCCAGCCAGGGUCCGGCUGCAAGGCGACCACCCGCUGCCUCGAAGGGACCGCGCCGCCCGCCAUGGCUCAGUCAGACGCCGAGGCCCUGGCAGGCGCUCUGGACAAAGAUGAGGGUAGGGCCUCCCCCUGUACCCCCAGCACGCCAUCUGUCUGCUCACCACCCUCUGCCGCCUCCUCCGUGCCGUCCGCCGGCAAGAACAUCUGCUCCAGCUGCGGCCUCGAGAUCCUGGACCGGUAUCUGCUCAAGGUCAACAACCUCAUCUGGCACGUGCGGUGCCUCGAGUGCUCCGUGUGUCGCACGUCGCUGAGACAGCAGAACAGCUGCUACAUCAAGAACAAGGAAAUCUUCUGCAAGAUGGACUACUUCAGCCGAUUUGGGACCAAGUGCGCACGAUGUGGCCGACAGAUCUACGCCAGCGACUGGGUGCGGCGGGCCCGCGGCAACGCCUACCAUCUGGCCUGCUUCGCCUGCUUCUCCUGCAAGCGCCAGCUGUCCACGGGCGAGGAAUUUGGCCUGGUUGAGGAGAAGGUGCUGUGCCGAAUCCACUACGACACCAUGAUCGAGAAUCUCAAGAGGGCUGCAGAGAACGGGAACGGCCUCACGCUGGAGGGGGCGGUGCCCUCGGAGCAGGACAGCCAGCCCAAGCCGGCCAAGCGCGCGCGGACCUCCUUCACCGCGGAGCAGCUGCAGGCCGCCCCGUCUGGGUCCCCCGGUGGCGCGUCCGACCCUUUUCCCGCGAGGCUGAGGCUGCGGAGGCUGUCGUUCCAGGUGUGGUUUCAAAACUGCCGGGCGCGUCAUAAAAAACACACACCGCAGCAUCCUGUGCCGCCCUCCGGGGCGCCGCCGUCCCGCCUCCCUUCCGCCCUGUCCGACGACAUCCACUACUCCCCGUUCAGCACUGCUGAGAGGGGCAGGCCCCCAACUCAGCCACCUACCGUCCCCUCCUCUGCAGGUCAUCCUUUUUCAGUACUGACGCUCCCUGCACUGGUGCAUCUGUCCAUGGGCACCCCACAGCUGCCCCUCAGCCGCUGAAACGCAGUGUCCAAGCGCUGCCAGGGAUCCAUCC